AACCAGGUCGGCCUUGGAAGACCUACAAAGAAGAUCACCUUUGUCACCAGUGGAUUGGUCAACAACCUCAACUCCUAUGGAGUAGACAUCGUGUCCAUGUGCAGCGGACUCACCACCUACAUGACCCAUGAAGUUCAGAGGAGCAUCAGCUCUGCAGUCAGGAUGAAGCUCCCUAUUUUGACUGCAGUCCUUCUUGGACUCGUCCUGACUCCAGCCCUUGGUGAAUAUGCUCAGAAGGUGGAAGUAAGCAAGAAAAUAUCCACAGCUGGAGGCUACCAAAUUAUGACCAUGAAUAGAUAUUGGCUGGUGGCAAGUGUUGAGCAAAGGACCCACCAUGGGUCAUGGAAAACCCUCUGGAACUACGACACGGGCUUUAUGGCAACCAAGGUGCUGCCAGAGAAAGCCUGCUACAUUUCCAUCAUGAACAGGACCGAGAUGCCCAGCUUUGAUGCACUUCCCCAGCUGGCUGCAGAGAGCAGGAAACAGAACCGUCCAAGACCACCUGCAAAGGAGAUUCUAUUCACCCUCAUCAAGAGGAAUGUCCGGGACCUCGAGUCUUAUGGACCAGACACCUUCUCCAUGUGCAGAGGACUCACAACUUACGUGGCCUAUGAAGUUCAUGGACCACCACUCAGCCUCAGAUCAUGCAUUAGGCUUGAUGCCCUUCAGUACUUGGCCCUUACCUACUGUCACGACAAUAAUUAUGCCUGA
Myiozetetes cayanensis is the source of this 711-nucleotide messenger RNA. RefSeq names its product gastrokine-1-like. Lineage: Eukaryota; Metazoa; Chordata; Aves; Passeriformes; Tyrannidae. The transcript is spliced from 7 exons. Gene Ontology annotation, biological process: regulation of cell population proliferation. The annotation marks the transcript as partial. The record is from RefSeq and is a predicted model, not a curated record.